GCUAGCAGACGGAAGGCUAGUGCUGUACACAAACAACUCCAGAGGUUUUCAAGAGGGAAUAAUUCAUAUUUCAUUCACUACAGGGAUGCAAUACUGCAAAAGUAGAAGCUGAAAGAGGGAAAAACUCUCUCAGCCAAAGACGGUUCUUGCAGCCAUGGCUUCUGAACUCCAUGAAGCGAUUUUUAUGGCCAAGCGAGAGCGACACAAGAAUCUUUUCCUGAACUACAGAAACCUCAACAUUUUCCCUGUGGAGCUCCUCAGAGAUGAAGGGAUGCAGUUCCUGGAGCGUCUCUUCAUGAAGAGAAACUCCCUCACAACACUUCCAGAGAACCUGGCUCAGAAACUUCCCAACUUGAUAGAAUUGUACCUGCACUCAAACAAUAUUGUGAUAAUUCCUCAAGCAAUUGGCAAUCUAGCGAAGCUGCAGUCACUGGACCUGAGUGACAACGCUCUUCAGGUCAUCUGUCCAGAGAUCGGUCAACUGCGCUCAUUACGACAUCUGCGAUUGGCCAACAAUCAACUGAAAUUCCUCCCGCAAGAACUGGGAGAUCUCCGAGAGCUGGAGACUCUCGAUGUGUCCGUGAACCUCCUGAGGACUCUUCCAGAGCGUCUGCACCAGUGUCUGUCCCUGCAGUGCCUGACAGCAGACCGCAACCUGCUGCACUGCCUUCCUCGCCUGCUCUGUCUGCUGCCCGACCUCAGUGAGCUCUCCAUGGCUGCCAACUGCCUGACAUCACUGCCCCUGGAUCUGGGGCGCUGCAUGGAGCUGCAGUUUGUCUUUGUGGACAACAACGCUCAUCUGAAGGGACUUCCAUCGUAUCUUUAUAACAAAGUCAUCGGCUGCAGUGGAUGUGGUCUAGCUGCGCAGAUCUCUGACUUGAAGCAGCUCUGUCUGACGCUGGGAGAUGUGACUGUUCCUCUGCCCUCUGAAGUGAAGGCCAUCGGCUCCGAGACUGACCGCGUGUUGCCUCUGGAGGAGCUGGCGUGCAGAGUCCUACAUGCGGCCCACAGCUGGACCAGUAAGGAUGUGAGGUUCCUGACGCCGUUCCUGUUGCCUAAGAGUCUGCUGGAUGUGGUCCGGUCGCCUCUGGGUCACUGUCACCGCUGUAGUCAGCCCAUGUUCACCAUCGUCUACCCUAAACUGUUUCCUCUCAGAGAGACCGCACUCGCAGGAGUGCACAAGAGAACCACUGUGAGUUUUGUAGCGUACUGCUGCUCUAGCUAUUGUCUGAGGACGUUUGACCUGCAGGGCUGACGUCUCACAUCUGCUCAUGGUGCUUUCAUCUUCACGAAGGACUUGAAGAAUAUCACCAGAGAUCACCUGAGCUUCUGAGACAUUUGACAGAAGAUCUUGAUAACAGCCAUUACAGUAUGUCCUCCUUCUGUGUGUAGCAGCAUCUAACAAAAGCAGCAGUUGGUUAAUACUGAUUACAUUUCACAAAUGAAUGUAGAAAGAAAUGAAACAAAGUGUAUCAGUGGCCCAUACAAACUGUGAAGUGUUUGUUUGUGUUGGGAUUGUUACGGUGUACUGUAACCAAAAAGGUUCAGGCUUUAAUCGGUGGAGGUUUCUUGAGAAACUUAACAUUUAUUCUGUGUUUUAAAGACUACCAUUUUUAUAUACUUAAAACUGACGAGUUUUAGGUGAGAUCUGGAUGUUUUUGUUUCCAUUUGAAAGGAACUUUACUGAAAUGUCAUGUUGCUUCAGAUUCAUAUCUCAUUACUGUUUUUAACCGUGACACAAUACUUAACUUUAAAAGUGGCUUUUUAAAGAUAAAUGUGUUUAAUUUCAAUCUGAGGCUCAAGUGUUUGUAUGCUGUUGGAAGUGACCGGCACUCAGCUCUUUUCAAAGAAAAUCAUGUGUGAAGUUUUGGAAAAUAAAGUGUUAUUUUUCAAAAAAUAAUGUUAUAAAGUGCCAAUUGACUUUUAUGAAAAACAUGCAGUUGAUUGUAUUGAAGGCAGCUUCAAGUUUUUUUUUCUAUUUUUGUGUGAGAUAAUGUUUUCAAAAGACUAAGACACAUGAAUUGUGGAGAUUUGCUGGUACUACACUACAUCUGUCAGUCAGUGUGCAUCUCUCAGUUUUGCUGCAGUAAACCAUCGCUGUUCAGCUUUCAGUAUUUAGAAUAUUCUCUGUCUCUUUAAUUAGAUGUGAGCAAGAGGAUGACGUUCUUAAAGGGACAGUUUACCUCAC
Sinocyclocheilus rhinocerous is the source of this 2188-nucleotide messenger RNA. RefSeq names its product leucine rich repeat containing 28 (gene lrrc28). NCBI's taxonomy places the organism in Eukaryota, Metazoa, Chordata, Actinopteri, Cypriniformes, Cyprinidae. Gene Ontology annotation, molecular function: protein binding. The transcript has 10 exons. The record is from RefSeq and is a predicted model, not a curated record. Bases 155 to 1255 code for a protein of 366 amino acids. Gene Ontology annotation, cellular component: cytoplasm.